AUGCAGCUUCUGCCACUUCUAUUGCUGGUGGCUUUCUUCCCAGGUGGUGACAAUGAGGAAGCCUUCCAGGGGCCAACCUCUUACCAUGUCAUCCAGAUCUCGACCUUUGCCAACAGCACCUGGACACAAAAUCAAGUCUCAGGCUGGUUGGAAGAUUUGCAGAUUCAUGGCUGGGAUAGUGACUCGGGCACUGCCAUAUUCCUGAAGUCCUGGUCCAAGGGAAACUUCAGUAAUGAGGAGAUUACUGAGAUAGAGGAGCUAAUCCGAGUCUACUUCUUUGGAUUCAUUCGAGAAGUGCGGGCCCAUGUCAGUGAACUCCAGAUGGAAUACCCCUUUGAGUUCCAGAUCAUAGCAGGCUGUGAGCUGCAUCCUGGGGGUGACAUAGUAAGCUUCUUUAGGGGAGCUUUUAGAGGACUGGAUCUCCUGAGCAUCAAAUAUUACUCAUGUGUGCCUUCCCCAGAAGGCGGAAUCACAGCACAGCAAGUCUGCACACUACUCAAUCAAGGUAUCAUCGAUAUUAUAACGAAGCUCCUCUAUGAAACCUGCCCCCGCUAUCUCUUGGGUGUCCUUGAUGCAGGGAAGGCGGAUCUGCAGAGGCAAGUGAAGCCCAAGGCCUGGCUGUCCAGUGGCCCCACUCCUGGGCCUGGCCAUCUGCUGCUGGUGUGCCAUGUCAUAGGAUUCUAUCCAAAGCCUGUGUGGGUGAUGUGGAUGCGGGGUGAGAAGGAGCAGGCGGGCACUCAGCGAGGUGACCUCCUGCCCAAUGCUGACGGGACAUGGUAUCUCCGAGUAACUCUGGAUGUGGCAGCUGGGGAGGCAGCUGGCCUGUCAUGCCGGGUGAAGCACAGCAGUCUAGGAGGCCAGGACAUUGUCCUCUACUGGGGACACCGCACCUCCAUUGGCUUGAUGUUUUUGGCAGUAAUGGUGCCUUCUUUGAUCCUUUUGCUGUGCUAUGCAUUAUGGUUUGUGAGGCACUGGUGA
This is a messenger RNA of Galeopterus variegatus (Sunda flying lemur), 978 nucleotides long. Its product is annotated as T-cell surface glycoprotein CD1b-1-like. The coding region runs from base 1 to 978 and encodes 325 amino acids. Gene Ontology annotation, molecular function: lipopeptide binding; endogenous lipid antigen binding; exogenous lipid antigen binding. Lineage: Eukaryota; Metazoa; Chordata; Mammalia; Dermoptera; Cynocephalidae. The transcript is spliced from 5 exons. Gene Ontology annotation, biological process: antigen processing and presentation, endogenous lipid antigen via MHC class Ib; immune response; antigen processing and presentation, exogenous lipid antigen via MHC class Ib. Gene Ontology annotation, cellular component: external side of plasma membrane. The record is from RefSeq and is a predicted model, not a curated record.